AUGCCGAAUGUUGCUGCCUUAAAGCUGGGGCCCAGUUUUCCCUUUAAUCAAGUGUCCUGGCCACCGAACGGCCUCCAGAUGCUGGACCAUUUGGCGCUGCAACAACAAAUCAAUGCAAAUUUCAUCUUACACGCGAUUACCAACUAUAAGAAAUCACCGUUCGAGCGCAAGACUCUGGACUUUAUUGACAAAAAGUGGCUGGCACUGCUUGGGCUGUGGCGCGAGUUCCGGUGUCGGGACAGGCAAAUACGACGUGACUACAUGAAUGUCGAGCCGCAGCACGGAUACUUUCAGCAGGAGCUGUACGCGCUCAUUCAUGAGAAAUAUAUGGCGGCCCGCAGUCGCAUGAGUCGCGACAAAAGAAAUCUGCUCAAGUGCAAAGCUUCCCAGGCGUAG
Drosophila novamexicana is the source of this 396-nucleotide messenger RNA. RefSeq lists its product as uncharacterized. The record is from RefSeq and is a predicted model, not a curated record. The transcript has a single exon. NCBI's taxonomy places the organism in Eukaryota, Metazoa, Arthropoda, Insecta, Diptera, Drosophilidae. The coding region runs from base 1 to 396 and encodes 131 amino acids.